Dentiscutata erythropus is the source of this 578-nucleotide messenger RNA. The record is from the annotation of a GenBank genome assembly. NCBI's taxonomy places the organism in Eukaryota, Fungi, Glomeromycota, Glomeromycetes, Diversisporales, Gigasporaceae.
CACAAAAGGAAAUGGAACGAUCAGCUAGAGAACGUAUAAAUGCAUUAAAAAAUAAUGACGAAGAAGCUUAUAUGAAGUUGGUUGAUGAACAUAAAGAUGAACGAAUUACACAUUUAUUACGACAAACUGAUCGAUUCCUAGAAACUUUGACCGAAGCUGUCCUAGAACAUCAGAGAGAUCACAUGAAGAACAAUAAGACCAAUAAUGUCAAUAGUGAUGAUACCGAGACUGAAACAGUAGCAGAUGGUGAAGAUGGAAAGAAAAUCGAUUAUCUUGCAAUUGCUCACAAAGUACAAGAAGAAGUUGAACAACCUAACAUUCUGUUAGGAGGAAUAUUAAAAGAUUAUCAAAUUCAAGGUCUGAAAUGGAUGAAUGAACGAGGUCCUUAUUUAAUCAUUGUCCCAUUGUCUACUAUGACAAAUUGGGUAUUGGAAUUUGAAAAAUGGGCUCCUUCCAUAAAAAUUUGUACUUACAAAGGGACCCCUCCUACUCGAAAACUUCUUCAAAAAAAGUAUUUAAAAAAUCCCGAAUGUCAAGUAUUUCUAACCACUUACGAAUAUAUUAUCAAAGAUAAGGCU